Molecule: messenger RNA, 2541 nt
Organism: Linum trigynum
Lineage: Eukaryota; Viridiplantae; Streptophyta; Magnoliopsida; Malpighiales; Linaceae
Source: the annotation of a GenBank genome assembly
UAUUGAUUUAUGUGAUGUAUGUGCAGUAUUUGAUUCAUGUUUGAGAUUGCAUGAUUAUAUUUGAUGGUAUGUGCUUUGCUUGAACUAUAAUUUGAAGUGAAGGUGUAUGAGUUUAUCUCUUACUUUGAAGUUUUAAGUUAAUGAGUAAUUGUUAAAGUUUAAGAACAAGUUCUUUUUAAGAAGUACUUCACCUUCAAGAAGGUGAAAUCGUUUUAAGAGUUUUUAGUCACUAGCGUCAGUCCGUUGCCAUUUGAGAUUUUGAGAUAGAGCAGCAGUUAUGCUCUUGAGACUUUUAAGAUGAGCAGCAGUUAUGCUCUUGAGAUAUUUUAAGAUGGCAGCAGUUAUGCUCUUGAGAAUCGUGGAAGAAGAGCCUUCCGCGAUAAGUUUAAGUUUAAGGAAAGCCUGGAUGGCUUCUCAUACGUAUGAGUUGGCAACCGGACUAACUAGUGAGGGAUCCCCGUGUCAGUCAAGAAUUUAAGUGGAGAUUUGAGCUUUAAGAAUACAGUUUUAAGAGUUAAGCUUUUUAAUAGUGGAAGUACAAAACAAGUUCCACUCAGUUGAGUAAAGUGAUCAAGUAUUAAUAAGAUGUUAAACGUAAAGGGCGUAGACUGACCCCAUCUCACCCACCAGUUUGAAGAGUCAGAGGAGGAGCUAGAGGAGCAGUUAGUGAGCAACGAGUUCGAGGGCAGCCAGCUAGAGGAGGACAGUAUAAGCAUCACAGAGGAUGCUUAGUCAGGGUUUUCAGUAGCAACAACAUCAGAGAUUGCCCAUGUGUUAGGGCGUUGCCUUGAACUACAAUAGUGUGUUUUCAGUAUUUUAUUUUUUUGAAAAUUUUUCCGCUGCUUUUAGCGUUCAUGGUUGUUGAGUAUUUACAGUUUAACAAGGGUAUUUUAGUAAAAGUAGUACACAUCCGGGUUAGGGUGUUACAUUCUCAAUUUUCCCUUCCGGGAUGGAGGUAUACCUCGUCUUGCACUUACCGCUGAAGGUGAUAGGAAACGCUCGGCACAAGUCUGAGUCCGAUGCGUUGAUGAGUUGCAUCUUUAGCAUAAAGGCACAAAGAUGGUCCGCAGGAUCUGAUGUGCUAUACGUGGGCAGUCAUAGAGAAGAGAAAUUAGGCUGGACCGGGUUCAUGAAGAGCUCCCUUAAUAGGGGGUUUUGGAGACGUUCUAGGAAGCCAAGGUCCACGUCUUCCACCUCUUGUCCCACACCUUCUGUCCAGGCAGGGCUGUCGAGGUCCAGGGCGAUCUUCUGCUUGUCCUUGCGCGCAUCUCCCCUUGAUCCCUCUGCGGGGUCCUCCCUCGUUUUCUAGAGGUGGAGGAUUUGGGAGAGGCUGUCUUGCAUGUUUGCGAUUUGCAAGCCUUGACUCUUGACAACUUCCUCGAGCACAGAUUCGUCUUCGACUCUUGGUGAUAGGUCUCGGAGGGUGUUGUUCUCGGUCAUCCCUUUGAGAGGGGUCUCGAAGUCGUCUCCCAUUGUUUUACCGCAACCAAGUCGUGAGCCCCACGGUGGGCGCCAAAAUGUUUGUGCUCUGAUCGUACCAAGCGGUUGUGUGAGACACCACGACCCUGUGAGGCUUUCGAUGGUCGAGGGCGCUCGUCGAAACCCGGCAAGAAAGGUACUCAGGGGGAUUCUGGGACCUCCUCCGAUGCCUAAGUUAGAGAGAGAAUUGAGAGAAUUUUAAAUAAGAGAGAGAGUGUAAUUGUUGAAGUUACCAUAAAUGUGAUCCCUUGAUGGGUAUUUAUACUGGUCUCAGUUGAGGUGUGGGCAUUUAAUGGCCUGUCGCGCGCUCUAGACCGCCUCCGACUCUACUAUCGUACUUUGUCAGGCUCCGUAAUGGGAGGCCAGGAGCCUGUCCGUCCGAAAUGUCGGCCAGUCUCUGGACGCCCUUUUCCCAAAUGUCGGGCAGUUAGUCAUAAAGACCGCCACCGCCCCUGAUCUCUGUUUUGGGCCUCAUUCAUUCGUAUGUGGGCUUUUAAUGUGUUUGGGCUUGCGGGCCGUGUGUCUCGAUGUUUGGCCCAACAAUAAAAAAUAUAUAGGUCGACCUAUAUCUCGUAGCAUAGUGUCAUUUCGUGUUAUUACUAGAUAGUUAUUAGGUUGACCAUUUUGCAAUAUCAAGUAUAUCUUCACAUUCAACGAUUGUCACAUAGCCCACAUGGAACAAUGUCCCUCAAAGUAGGGGUGUACAUGGGUCGGGUGGUCCGAUUUUAGCCAUUUUAAUCACCCGACCCAUGUACUUCGGUUUGGAAAAUAUUAAACCCAAACCCACCCAAAAAAAUUUAAACUCUACAGUUUGUUUCUAAUUGGGUUGGGUCGGGUUGACGAUACUUUUAAGUAAAAAUCCAACCCAACACAGAAUAUAUAAUUAUUCUACACCAUAAAAUUAUUUUAUAACUAAUUAAAAUUUCAAACGAAUAAACCAAGGUGAAAGGUAUCAAAUUUCACCAAUGUUGUUUGAAUUUUAAUAAACUGUGAUUUACUUCAACAUAUAUCUAGUUGUUUUUCACGAUAUUUGUUGAAAUAGACUAAAAAGGUUAUGAACGA